Molecule: messenger RNA, 2049 nt
Organism: Sorghum bicolor (sorghum)
Lineage: Eukaryota; Viridiplantae; Streptophyta; Magnoliopsida; Poales; Poaceae
Product: probable glucuronosyltransferase Os04g0103100
Exons: 4
Coding region: 452-1609 (385 amino acids)
Biological process (GO): plant-type secondary cell wall biogenesis; glucuronoxylan biosynthetic process
Cellular component (GO): Golgi membrane
Molecular function (GO): galactosylgalactosylxylosylprotein 3-beta-glucuronosyltransferase activity; xylosyltransferase activity
Source: RefSeq, a predicted model, not a curated record
CGCGCGUCCUCCGCAGCUUCUUGCUUGCUCUGCUCUGCUUCGCUUUUCUUGGUCCACGGCGACCUCCGACCGAGGACCGACGGACGGCAGGCAAAGGCAGCGCAACCUCUCCUCUUCUUCCCCCUUCCAUUCCUCGCUUUCGCAUCUCUCUCUCAGUCUCAGCCCUCUACCCCACGCCACCAACCCCGACCCAACCCUCUCUGCUCCACCUCAUCGCUGGGGCCUCGCCGCCCGCAGCCCAACUUCUGCUGACUUCGACAUCCAUCCCCCGCCAUUCGCGCCAUGAUUAUUCCUCCCUCCCUCCCGACUACUUCUACUUCUUCUUCUUGCUGAUCCCUUCCUCUUCCCCUUCCACCAGGGCAGGAGCAUCGCCCAGCUCAGCUCCUCUCGACUCCCUCCCUUGGACCCUCACCCGCCAACAACCUAGGCAGCCGGCAACGAACGAGCAAUAAUGGCGUCGAUCCGCCGGCCGCACUCGCCGGCGAAGCAGCACCUACUGCGGCACCACCACCCGUUCGCCACCUCCUCCCCGCCCUCCUCGCCGCUCCGCCACUCCUCCUCUUCGCCCCGGACCCACCACCACCUCGCCGCCGCCGCCGCCGCCGGCGGAUACCCGCACCCGUUCCUCUUCUUCACGCGCCGCCCGCUCCCACGCUUCGCGGCCUUCUUCCUGCUCGGCUCUUUCCUCGGCCUGCUCCACUUCCUCUCCCACCUCCCUCACCAGACCCCACACCUCCGCCCCUCGACUUCCCCCAACAAUCCCACCACCGCCGCCGUCCUCCCCAUCGUCCGCCUCCACGACGACGACGACGCAACCACCAACAAGCUGCUCGUCAUCGUCACGCCCACGCGCGCGCGCGCCGCGCAGGCGUACUACCUCAGCCGGAUGGGCCACACGCUGCGCCUCGUCGACCCGCCCGUCCUCUGGCUCGUCGUCGAGGCCGGCAAGCCCACGCCCGAGGCCGCCGCCACGCUGAGGGGCACCACCGUCAUGCACCGCUACGUCGGCUGCUGCGACAAGCUCAACGCCUCAUCCGUCGAUGACGACCGGCUCCGGCUCCGACCGCACCAGAUGAAUGCCGCGCUCGAGCUCAUCGAGAACCACCGCCUCGAUGGCAUUGUUUAUUUCGCCGACGAGGAGGGCGUCUACUCCCUCGACCUCUUCAAACGCCUCCGCCAAGUCAGGAGGUUCGGCACAUGGCCUGUGCCAGUGAUCUCUGAAAACAGAAAGGAUGGUGUGGUGCUGGAAGGCCCUGUGUGUAAACAGAACCAAGUUGUGGGGUGGCACACAAGUGAGCAUGCCAGCAAGCUCCGUAGAUUUCAUGUUGCUAUGUCGGGUUUCGCGUUCAACAGCACCAUGCUCUGGGACCCCAAACUCCGCUCCCAUUUGGCAUGGAAUUCAAUCCGGCAUCCCGACACAGAGAAAGAAGGUUUUCAAGUAACCACGUUCAUAGAGCAACUAGUGGAGGAUGAAAGCCAGAUGGAAGGCAUACCCGCUGACUGCUCUCAAAUAAUGAACUGGCAUGUGCCAUUUGGAUCUGAGAAUCUUGCCUAUCCCAAAGGAUGGCGAGUUCCGACGAAUCUGGAUGUGGUCAUUCCUCUUAAAUAGUAUCACCAGCUAUGUUCAUCAAAGCACUGACUCCUUUGACAGGCAUAUACUGUAGAAAUUAAGCCAUGAAGCUUUGGCUUUCAAUAGUGCUGAGGAAUCCCAGGUUGACUACAUUGGAGAAGCAGCUCUUGAGAAGAGGAGGCUUCAGGUUCUGCGCAACCUCAUGCAGAAUUUCAGUUGUUAUAGUCAAACUUUUGGGAAAUAUUUUGUAGGAUGAAAAUUAGUGCAGCAUCAACAAUGAAGCCAGCCAUCUUGUUGCAAAGCCGUGCAUUGUAUAUGUUCAUGUUGUUUGUAUUCUUUUUUUGUUUUCUUUUUGAGUUCACAAGCCAAAAGGCAAUAUAUACAAUACAAAGUUUUAAAUCUUCUGCUUAGUUACAGAUUAUUUCAGGAGUUUCAGUAAAAGCAUGACUGCAUUAGUCACCUUAUCUUCAAGAGGUGCA